Messenger RNA from Rotaria sordida, 1509 nucleotides. The record is from the annotation of a GenBank genome assembly. NCBI's taxonomy places the organism in Eukaryota, Metazoa, Rotifera, Eurotatoria, Philodinida, Philodinidae.
AUGGACAUCGAUCCGACUAUUUAUAUUCGUUUGAAAAAUUUUAAUCAAAUACAUUUAUUAUCUUAUUGGAAUCAACUUGAUCAUGAACAACGAGCCAUACUUAUUCAAGAUAUUAAUAAUAUUGAUCUUGAUCAUAUUACACAAGCUUUUCAACAUAUUAAAGAUCAAUUAAUUGAAAAAUCUAUUGAUAAUAAUUUAAUUGAGCAUGAAAAUAAAGAAACAAUCGAUCAAAUUAUGCAACCUAUUCCUGAACAUUUAACUGGUUCUAUUGAUGGAACAAGUAAAGAACAACUUGAAUAUUAUCGUCGAAAAGGUUUAGAAGCUAUUGCAGAAGGCUCUGUAUGUGUAUUAUUACUUGCGGGAGGCCAAGGAACUCGGCUUGGUGUCAAUAAUCCCAAAGGAAUGUACGAUGUCGGUUUACCAUCAAAAAAAUCACUCUAUCAAAUACAAGCUGAACGUAUUUGUCGACUUGAGCAAUUAGCAAAUGAAGAAUGUAACACAACAAAAGCGUCAAUUCCAUGGUUUAUUAUGACAAGUGAACAUACACGAAAUUUAACAGAAGAUUAUUUUUUUGAACAUAAUUAUUUUGGUUUAAAAUCUGAAAAUAUUAUUCUUUUUGAACAACAUACAUUACCUGCAUUAGAUUUUCAUGGGAAAAUAUUACUUGAUGAAAAAUAUAAGCUAACAAAAGCAGCUGAUGGUAAUGGUGGUUUAUAUCGUGCAUUAAAAACUCGUCAUAUUCUAUCGGAAAUGAAAAAACGUCAAAUAAAAUAUAUUCAUAUUUAUUGCGUUGAUAAUAUUCUUGUUCGUAUUGCUGAUCCUAUUUUUCUAGGAUUUUGUCUUGAUAAAAAAACUGAUUGUGCAGCAAAAGUAGUAAAAAAAUCAUUUCCUGAUGAACCUGUUGGUGUUAUAUGUAAAAUUCGAAAUCAUUUUCAAGUUGUUGAAUAUUCUGAAAUACCUGAACAAGUAGCACAAAGAAAAAAAACUGAUAAUAGUGAAGAAUUAUUAUUUAAUGCUGGCAAUAUAUGUAAUCAUUUUUUUACUUUUGAUUUUCUUCAAGAUAUUUGCCAAAAUCAUGAAAAUAAACUUUGUUAUCAUAUAGCAAAAAAGAAAAUUCCAUCUAUUGAUAAAGAUGGUAAACGUAUGGAUAUUAAUGGUAUUAAAUUAGAAAAAUUUGUUUUUGAUGUAUUUUCUUAUGCUAAAAAUUUUUUUAUUUGGGAAGUACGUCGUGAAGAUGAAUUUUCACCAUUAAAAAAUGCUUCUGGUACAAAAGAUACAGCAAUUACAUGUCGAAGAGAUUUAAUGUUACAACAUGUUCGUUGGCUUCAAGCAGCUGGUGCUAUUGUACCAUUGAAUACAGCAAAACAAAUUAUUUUAUCGGAUAAAUUUCAUGAUAAUGAAAAUAAUUCCUAUAUUGAAAUUUCACCAUUAAUAUCUUAUGCUGGAGAAAAUCUUGAAUUUAUAAAAGGUCAAAUACUCAAAUUACCGUUGACGAUUGAACUGAAAUAA